CUUCCACCGCGAGGAGACGUUCCGUACGUCGUUCUUACGCCGUACACACCGCGGCAGAAUACAACUGCACCGCGGAGCCCGAUUAAUAAAGGAAACCGUGCCGCGACGCCCACAUCGCUUCGGAACAGCAUUCGGGACGAAAUCGUAAAACCAUGAAGCGCCUGCUGACGAUCGUCGUCCUCGUGGCUGCUGCCUCGACUGCCAUCGAGGCGGAAACCUUCAAGAUUACAGAUAAGGUGUACUUCGACAUCAUGAUCGAUAAUCAUCCAGUUGGAAGAAUCGUCAUCGGUCUGUUCGGUGACAUCGCACCGAAAACAGUGAAAAAUUUCAUCACUCUCGCCACCACCGGCGUGGCUGGCAAAAAGUAUACGGGAACCAGAUUUCAUCGAGUGAUAAAGAAGUUCAUGAUUCAAGGCGGUGAUGUCGAAAAUGGCGACGGUACUGGCUCCAUCAGCAUUUAUGGCAAAUACUUCGAGGAUGAAACCUUCGAGGUGAAACACAACGGACCACUGUUCGUUAGUAUGGCGAACGCCGGCAAGGAUACUAACGGCUGCCAAUUUUUCAUCACCACGAUAGCGACACCUUGGCUAGAUGACCAUCAUACGAUAUUUGGGAAGGUGGUUAGCGGCGAAGCUGUGGUCUUCAAGAUCGAGCAAACCAAAACGGACAGUGACGACGUUCCGCUCAUCCCUGUGGUGAUCUACGAAAGCGGAAUUCUCCCAACAGAACCGUAUACUAUAUCGGACAACCCUUACGAUGUAUGGGCGUGGAUCAAAGCUACCUGCGUACCACUGGGAUUCAGCUUCUCGAUACUCGCAUUUUUUCAUUACAUGAUGAAACAGUUGGACGUCUAAUCGACAUUUUCUCUCGUGAAAGACUGACUUAAGCCGAAAAGGAGAGACUCGGUAGACCCCGAAAACGUCGUCAACCGCUAAAAAUCAUAUUUAUUUUUUAUAAAAGAAGCUAUAUUAAAAAUUAUUAUUAUACAUUAAUUGCGUGUGAUUCUAAUAACACGCAAUCGCAUUGUACGUAUAUAUGUAACCGAUAGAGCAAGCUCGCUUCUUUGACAACGCGGCUUCCCCGCCGUGUGGGACGUUAAGCGCCAUCUCUGUACGGACCGCGAGGUUUCACAGAAAGGACUUUAUUUAUUCUAUAAUAAAUUAAUUUUUUAAUAAAUUA
Molecule: messenger RNA, 1179 nt
Organism: Dinoponera quadriceps
Lineage: Eukaryota; Metazoa; Arthropoda; Insecta; Hymenoptera; Formicidae
Product: peptidyl-prolyl cis-trans isomerase, rhodopsin-specific isozyme-like
Exons: 5
Coding region: 153-854 (233 amino acids)
Biological process (GO): protein folding; protein peptidyl-prolyl isomerization
Cellular component (GO): intracellular membrane-bounded organelle
Molecular function (GO): peptidyl-prolyl cis-trans isomerase activity
Source: RefSeq, a predicted model, not a curated record